GUGCACAUCGACAUCGCGUCGGAUCUUUCGAGCGACGCCUCUGCUGGAGCAAAUGCCAACGUGCGCCUCAAGUCGGUCUUCGACAAGGUCCGCGCCUCUCUGAAUCAAAAGUCCAGUCAAAAGGACCUGCAACGAUUGGUUAUCCUCGACGACAUAGCCACGCUCGAAUGGAUAGGCAUUCCCGUUUUGGAGCUUGUCCGUUUUGCGCGUGCUCUGUGCGCCUUAUGCCGAAAGACGAACGCUGCACUGGUGCUGCGACACCACGUCGUGACCCCUGGAGAGCCGGAUGAUCUCCUGAGACGUCUGCUGCAACUAUGCACGUACCACAUGGACGUACUACCCUUGUCAAGUGGGAAGAGCGGCUCUGUGGCACUACAUGCAGGGUCCGCCGCUAUCAACGCACCCUUCCGGCUUGUACCAAGACAUGGAGCCGUCCACUACAAGUUGUCAGAUGCAGGCGCUGUUUUCUUCGAUCGAGGCACAGGAGGAGGGGUGCUUUAA
Postia placenta MAD-698-R-SB12 is the source of this 501-nucleotide messenger RNA. RefSeq lists its product as hypothetical. Lineage: Eukaryota; Fungi; Basidiomycota; Agaricomycetes; Polyporales; Adustoporiaceae. The annotation marks the transcript as partial. The transcript is spliced from 3 exons. The record is from RefSeq and is a predicted model, not a curated record.